GGACAAUCCGGCCUGUCCUAGCGGUGUCCUCUUCAAAUGUUUGUAUCUAGCUCGGUUCAAUGGUUUUGAAUAGAUAUAUCUGUUGUGAAAUCUGAAAUACCAGAGGGGGAAGCGCCGUGUCGGGUUUCUGCAGUAUGGUAGCUGUAGCCACACCUGUGUUUUGUUUUAGUGUGUCGUCGGCCACGCCACCAAGUCCUAUCGAUACGACAACACGUACGCAGACCCAUGUACUAAAUCUAAUCCUCACUGAAAGAAUUUACAACACACAUUUUGCCAGCGCUUGAUAUAGUUGAAGAGUGUGUAUGUAUUUAACCUGGGAUUUUUCAUGGAUAGUUUAGUAAAGGACACUGUGACAGCACAUUCUUAACACUGUGUAGGUAUAGCGCGCGCGAGCAGUCGGCCUGUUCAAAACCAGCUAACUUGUGCUAGCAGUCGAGUUUGCUGUGGGACGGAAUGAAAAUCGAAGUCGAGGAGAUCACGAUCGAUUGGGUUCGGCUAUUGUUGGUUUGAUGAUCGUCUCCCACACCAGUGCCUGGCUCACUCCAGCCUCCUCGGUCAACAUGGUGUGAUUGAAACCAUUGUCAGGAUUAUCUAAAAUGAAUACAGUAUGUUCCAAAUGUGGAAAACCCGUCUACUUUGCUGAACGUAAAACAUCGUUGGGUAAGAACUGGCACCCGUCAUGUUUGAAAUGUGAAGAGUGUGGCAAAAUCCUGGCGCCUGGUGCACAUGCCGAGCACAAGGGAUUGCCGUAUUGUCAUCGACCGUGCUAUGCUGCACUGUUCGGACCACAGAUGGUUGGUUAUGGAUCAAAUGUCCACUCUCCGGCCAACUACAGAAAGAGCGGUGACCACGGAACUCUGUAUAACGAGGAGCUGCCCUCCCUCGCCCCAAAAAUGGUUUACGAAGUUCACAUGAAUGCAAAAAAAUCAGAAGUGAUUCGUCGGAAGCCAAAAGUGUGUUCUAGUCAGACUGUAUUACCGUCUGUGGAGCCAGACCUAGAGGAGCUAUCGUCUAUACCACAGUUUGAUUCUGAAACACAAGAGCUACUGCAGAAGAUAAAAGAUUUUAACAACUUCUAUGAAGGAAAGAAGAAACAAUCAUUAUCAGCUAACACAAACAGUCCUGACCUAGUCAUACAGGGCCCCCUCAGGAUCUACUGGGGUAUCUUUAAACCUAUACAGCUACAGCGCUGUGACAAUGUGCCCUCCAAUCUGCACCAGACUAACUGGCGGCACAGCUUCAUCCCCGGGGACGUCCACCAAGGCAAGGGAGACAACCAUGUCAACAAUAAUAGCUUCCUUCAGGCUGCAGAGGAGCCGAGUCGGUCUACCUCCUCACGGGUACCCGACCUGUUGGAGAAUCUGCCUAAACUGUCCCUGGAGGAGCCGUCAUCCCCCAGCCAUGCCAAUAAAGGUUUUGACGACAGCAUUAUACAGACCCCGCCUGAUGGGGUGGUGAUGCGAAGGAAGAAUAUAAAAAAGUUCAACACAGUGGCAUACCGGGGAGAUUCGCGACCCAACAAGUGGAAACGGGCAUCCAUCAAUGGUCACAUCUACAACUUUGAUACACGGGUGUUCACACCAGUAAUGGGCAGCUGUACCAGUGUGACCGUGGACAGUACAUACAGCACGCCAGACGUCAUCAAAACACUGCUCGAGAAGUUCAAGAUUGAGAACCAGCCAAAUGAAUACUCAUUAUAUUUAGUAACAGAAAAUGGAGGAGAGAAGCUUCUGAGAGACACUGACAUUCCGCUGCUGGAGAGGGUGGCACUAGGACCUGAUGAGGUCUCAAAGGCCAAAAUAUUCCUGAGAGACAAGGUGGCCACACCCAGGAAGACUUCCCUGGUCCAGCUGGCAGUGCCGGAUGUAGUGGUGGAGGAGGAGGAGGUAGAGGAACCUGUGCCAAAACCGGAACCACGAUUACCACAAGAGGUGGAACAGCUGCUCUCUAUACCAGAGCCAGUACUGCGGGGCAUCCUCCAAAAGUUUAUCAAAGAUGAGGAGACCGAUAUACAGAACAUCCGAGCAAGAUUCUCGGUGGCAAAGAAGAGGAUCAAAGAGGAACUUGCCAAGAUACAAACAAAGAUGUGACCAUCAGUUGUGAUGUAGUGAACACAUUAAAUUAUUGACUUGUUUUUGUGAUACUCAACUGCAUUAUUUGAGAGAGAUUUAUUUACUCGCACGGCUGCUGUCUACGUCAGUGUUAUCCAGUGAUUGGUAGCUACAUGUACAACGUACCCGCCAACAGUCAUACACGGGAACCAUCCAACAAGGAAUGUAGAAAUCUUAGAUGAUAAAGGCAGUUAUAUCGAUCAUAAUGGCAAUCCUGAUAGUAUUCAUUAUUGAUUGAUUUACCUGUAUAAAAUGUAAUUUACAGGGAGAUGUUUAAAUGUUUUUAAUCUCUAUUUGACUAAAUUUAUCAUUUGAGUGAUGCCAUGUAUAUGUAUGUUAGUACGGGUGUUCGGGACCCACUUGUAUGAUUUUCUUUUUCUCUGUUUCAAUAUAAAAACUACAAAUCUUUGACUAAGGACUUGAGAUGGGGAAUUUUAUUACUAGAAACAUUUAGGAAUUCUUAUGAAAUUGUUUUAUAAAUCAUAGAAAUAAAGUCAUUUGGUAUUUUUUUUCACCAUGCUGAAGUAUAGCUGAUCUUUAACAAUUUUAUUAAUGUUUUUUUUUAAUAAUUUUUUAGACAAUUUUUAUUUAGUAAUCUCAUAAUUUACAUGUAUAUUACUCAUUUAAAAUAACUGUUUCAUUACUGAGAGUUAAAUUUAAAGAAUAUGUUAAACUAAAUUGAUCUCCUUUUAAUAUACUCAAUUUAUAAUUCACAUGUGGUUAAAUCUACUGCUGCACUCAAAGUCGUCCUGAUUUUCUCUCCAAAUAUUUUUAAUUUGAUUGUUUUACAUGUUUGAAUUUCUUUGUUUCCCAAAUUGUGAUAUGCAAAUUUGGCAUGUUUUAGAAUGAUGACGAAAAUAAGUUUCAAGUGAAGAGUUUGAAUGAUAUCCAAGUUAGUUUCUUCAGGAAAUUUAAUAGUGAUUAACAAAUUAUCGUACUCCAUUUGUAUAUGUACAUUAUUGGUAUAUUUUGAGCAAGAAGUUGAAACUCCUAUGAACUCUGUAUGUUAUAGCAGAACAUAAUAAUAGAUACUAAAGUUAUAAUCGAAUCUCAAUUCAAAAAUUAUUUCAACUUACCUAGGUAAGAUGAAUCCAUGCCUCAAUCACUGUGUAAGGGACAUAACUCUGUAAUCUUCAUUGUAGGUUAUUACGUUAAGCAGGAAGAACUUGAUUUUAUAAAUACUUUUGUAAAUUGGUAUUUAUGGGUUUGUGCCUUGGUUUUCAUCAGACAUUCAAGAAACAAAGAUGGUUGUGACCAAAGUUAGAAAAAAUCUAAAUUUUUUAAUCAGUAGAACAUUUUGUACUUAAUACCUACCAUGCAUAUCUUAUAGAAUUUUUGGAUCUUUUGAUAACGUUGUUGUCUUCAUAUUAUUUCAGUGAAUGUUGUGUGAAUGCAUUUCAAAGUGAUCCACUGUAUACCACAAAUACUCACGAUAACAGUCCACGGCCACAAUAACUCCUGAUAGACAGUGUAAGACUCGAUAACAGUCCACGGCAAAAAUAACUCCUGAUAGCCAG
Messenger RNA from Mizuhopecten yessoensis (Yesso scallop), 3628 nucleotides. RefSeq names its product ras association domain-containing protein 2-like. The record is from RefSeq and is a predicted model, not a curated record. Gene Ontology annotation, biological process: signal transduction. The transcript has 11 exons. NCBI's taxonomy places the organism in Eukaryota, Metazoa, Mollusca, Bivalvia, Pectinida, Pectinidae. The coding region runs from base 597 to 2090 and encodes 497 amino acids.